Molecule: messenger RNA, 2442 nt
Organism: Hibiscus syriacus
Lineage: Eukaryota; Viridiplantae; Streptophyta; Magnoliopsida; Malvales; Malvaceae
Product: putative ion channel POLLUX-like 2
Biological process (GO): monoatomic ion transport
Source: RefSeq, a predicted model, not a curated record
CAUCGUUUUUCUUAUUGCGACUAACGCAAUUAGAUUUCCUCAACAUAUUAAUGAAGAUGAUCCAAGACUUAUUUCCUCAUCUACUUCAGACUUUGUCAGCUAGAAGCCUACCACUUGCCUGCAUAUCUAGUUCAUUGAAUAAACCCACUCCUCUUAACUUAGACUUGUCCUUACCUUCGGUUCAGGAUAUCAGAUGGAAUUUUUCACGGUUACUGUAUUUAUUCAAUAUUCAAAUGGAGAAAAAUAUUGCCACGUUUCUUGUGGUUCUCCUAGUAGCAUGCUUCUCAUUUGUUGUUAUUGGCGGCUUCCUGUUCUUCAAGUUUAGGGGAAAUACACAAUCUCUCGAGGAUUGCUUUUGGGAAGCGUGGGCAUGCUUGUGUUCAUCAUCUACCCAUUUAAGACAAAGAACGCGUAUUGAACGUGUUAUUGGCUUCAUUCUAGCUAUAUGGGGCAUAUUAUUUUAUUCUCGGUUGUUAAGCACAAUGACAGAACAAUUCAGAACCAACAUGCAAAAACUCAGGGAAGGUGCACAAAUACAAGUUUUGGAGACUGAUCAUAUAAUCAUUUGUGGUAUGAACAGUCGCCUGGCUUUCAUACUAAAGCAGCUAAAUAAAUAUCACGAAAUUGCUGUGCGCUUGGGUACUGCUACAGCCAGGAAGCAAAGAAUUCUUCUUAUGUCGGAUCUUCCAAGGAAGCAAGUUGACAAGCUGGCUGACAACAUUGCCAAGGAUCUUAACCAUAUUGAUAUCCUUACAAAGAGUUGUAGCCUUAGUUUGACAGAAUCAUUUGAAAGAGCAGCGGCCAAUAAGGCACGAGCCAUUAUUGUACUGCCCACAAAAGGAGACCAGUAUGAAGUUGACACUGAUGCAUUUCUCUCUGUACUAGCACUUCAACCUAUUCCUGAGAUGGAAUCCAUCCCAACUGUUGUUGAGGUUUCAAACUCCAAUACAUGUGAGCUCUUGAAGUCGAUCUCUGGAUUGAAAGUGGAGCCAAUUGAAAAUGUUGCUUCUAAAUUAUUUGUUCAAUGUUCUAGGCAAAAGGGGCUCAUAAAAAUCUACAGGCACUUGCUUAAUUAUCGAAAAAGAGUAUUCAAUCUUUGCCAGUUUCCUAGAUUAACAGGAUUUACAUAUAGACAAAUACGGAAGGGUUUCCAAGAGGCGGUUGUUUGUGGUCUUUAUCGGGGUGGUAAGAUAAACUUCCAUCCAGCAGACAAUGAAACUCUUCAGGAAACUGACAAAGUAUUACUAAUUGCACCUAUUCAUAGGACAACUAAACAACAACUUGCAUUGUUGGAUGUAAGAAACGAAACCGAGACAUUACAAAGUCCAGAAGUUUUCAAAACAAAUGAUGAUACCUUAGCUCCUGCUUUAGAAUUGAGAAAAGAACAGCUUUUAAAGAUUGUGAAACGUGCCAAAAAGCUGGGAGCGAAGCAGGCAUCAGACCAGAGUUUAGGACACAAAGAAUGCAUACUUCUUAUUGGAUGGCGCCCAGAUGUUGUACAAAUGAUUGAAGAGUAUGAUAAUUAUCUCGGCCCUGGAAGUGUGUUGGAAAUAUUAUCGGAUGUCCCACUAGAAGAAAGGAAGAGAGAGCAGCAUGUCUGGUCAAAGAAAACUAAAAAUGUCCAGGUUAUCCAUAGGGUUGGAAACUCCAUGAACUAUGAUACCUUAGAGGAAACCAUAAUGAACAUACAAAAUUUUAUCAAGAAAGUGAAUCAAAUUCCUUUGUCUAUAGUUGUGAUUUCCAAUAAAGAAUGGCUUCUUGGAGAUCCGUCUAGGGCUGACAAACGAUCGGCAUACUCUCUUCUUGCUGAAAAUAUCUGCAACAAACUCGGAGUGACGGUGCAAAAUCUAGUUGCGGAGAUUAGUGACUCAAAAAUGGGCAAACAAAUUACAAGAAUCAAGCCAUCAGUGACUUACAUUGCGGCAGAGGAAGUGAUGAGUCUUGUAACAGCUCAAGUGGCAGAAAACAGUGAACUCAAUGAAGUGUGGAAAGAAAUUUUGAAUUCUGAAGGUGAUGAAAUAUAUGUAAAGGAUAUAAGCUUAUACAUGAAAGAAGGGGAGAACCCAUCGUUCUCAGAGCUAUCCGAAAGGGCACGUCUGCGACGAGAAGUCGCCAUAGGAUACCUCAAAGACAACAAAACGGUUAUUAAUCCAACUCCCAAAUCGAAGCCUCUCUCCCUAGAAAUCACUGAUUCAUUAAUCGUUAUAUCCGAGUUCGAAGGAGAGCAACCUAUUGUUGUGUAAAAGCAACUAGACUGCAGGUCAUUUUUGUUCAUCUUUGCAUUUUCUUUUUCUCGGUAAUGUUCAUGGUUGUAAGCUUCAUAAACUCUUUGAUGAAUUGCAUACUUUUGAGUUGAACCAUCAUCUUUUAGUUUCACAUGUGAAACUGAUUAGGGUUGGGGAAAGAGAAACUUGAAUUUUGGACCUCUUGUGAUGUCUAAAU